UGGGUCCCUUCCAACUCGGCAUAUUCUGGGAUUCUGUGAAAUGGUUGUCCAUGCACUAGGAGCAACAUAUAGCAGAUAAGUUGUUCAUACUGAAUUGGGAAUGUACAUUUAGAUAGGUCUGUUAAAUUACAUGUCUUAAUAGGAGCAUAACAAAUGGUAAGUGACAAAAAAAAUCUUUGUUAAAUAAGGAGUCUGUGAUGUGGAUAAAGUGAACAUCUGGACAGCUGAUGGAGUAUGGCAAAGUGAGAUUAAUGAAAAGAGCAUGAAGAAGACUAGAGACAACAUUCUCAGCAACAUCCAUGCACACCAGGACUGGACAUCACAGACAGCAGAAGGUCAAGAAGUCCUUGGAAAAUAAAAAGUCUAAGCAGUUUGAGGAGGUGGAAACUACUGUUCUAGGAGUGAACAGUAACUAUGAUGACACAGUGAGCAACAUUUCUUCUGCCUCACCGAAGGGCCCAGUGAACGGGAGCACAGAGUCCAGAAGCAAGCGGACCAUUCGCAGACCUGCUUACUGGCUGGAAAUGAGAGGAGUGAAAAACAGUGUUAACAAAUCUCCAGAGAAAAAAGGAGAAGUAUCAUUGAAAGGCAAGAGGAAAUCUGAGCAAGGGGAAGGCGAAGAUGUUGAAGACUCUCCCAAGAAGAAGCAAAAAAUUUGGGGAAUCCUUCAGGAAUCCCAAGAGCCUGAGACCAGACAGAGGGAAAGUCUGGAACAAGGAAACCUUACACUCAGUGAUGGAGGACGAGCAGGAAAAAACCGGCAAGCUGGAACAAAACAAAACUCCAAAAGGAAAGGCCGCUGUGUUCAGAAAGAGACAGAAACCUAUGGCACAGGUAGUAUGGAAGAACAGUGGUCUUUGGAGAUUCAGGACAAAGGCCGAGUUACCUGUCCCACAUGCCGGGCUGUGGUGAGAAAGACUGUAGAAGGACUGAAGAAACAUAUGGCAAACUGCAGGCAGGAAAUGUUCACAUGUCAUCAGUGUGGGAAGCAGCUGAAGUCUUCAGCAGGGAUGAAAUACCAUGUCAUGGCAGACCAUAACAAUCAGCCAGUUAUGAAGGAGGGAGAGGAAGUGGACGAGCAGCUUGAGCGAGACCGCCUUCGGAAGGUUUUGAAGUGUAUGGGAAAACUGAAGUGUACAAGGGAGGGCUGCACAGGCAGCUUCACCAGCAUAAUGGGAUACCUGUAUCAUGUUAAAAAAUGUGGGAAGGCUGCUUCUGAGCUGGAGAAAAUGGCUAUGAAGUGCCAUCACUGUGGAAAAGCAUACAGAUCAAAGGCAGGACUGGUCUACCACCUCCGCUCUAAGCACGGGCCGGUCACUUUCCUCCAUGAGGAGAGAAGAACAGGGAACCUGAUAGAAAUGAAACAGGAACAAAACAACACAGGCAGAGUUCAGAGGAGAUCUGCAAAGGUGGCAAUCUACUAUCUCCAUGAACUGGCUGGAGAAGAGCUGGCCAAAGAGUGGCCCAAAAGAAAAGUUCUGCAGGACUUGAUUCCAGAUGACCGGAAGCUGAAAUACACUCGUCCUGGACUGCCCACGUUUAGUCAAGAUGUGCUGUGCAAAUGGAAAGCAGAGAUAAAGAUGUACCGAAGAGUCCACUGCCCAAAUCAGGGUUGUGAAUCUGUGUAUGGCAGUGUCUCAGGACUCAAAUCUCACCUCGGCACAUGUACCUUGGGAGACUUUGUGGCUGGUAAAUACAAGUGUCUCCUGUGUGAGAAGGAGUUCAUUUCAGAGAGUGGGGUCAAGUAUCACAUCAACUCUGUGCAUGCUGAGGACUGGUUUGAUAUGAACACAAUGACCACCAAAAGCUUUGAGAAGCUAAUGAAAAUCCGCCAAAGGGAAGAGCAGAGGAAGCAACGGAAGAAACGUCCUUUGACCAGGGGCAGAAAGAAGAAAGCCGGGACCCUGGCUGCCAAGAAGCUCCCCACUGCUGGAGUUGAAAAAAUGAGAAAAAAUAAGAGGGGUCGUCCACGGCGGGUGAACAAUGAGAGUGCGAGCAGUGAGGAAGGGGCACCCCAAGUUGCACAGAGAGCUGAAUUUCCUAAAACCAGCCGCAAGCGAGGCCGAAGCAAAUCCCUAGAGGAUGAGAAGCUGUAAUUCUAAAGCUUUUCAAUUACAAGCCCCACUUCUGUCCAGCUCAUAACUCACAGCACUAAUAUAAGCAACUGGAUGUCUUUGGGACUUGUGACUCAAUUCUGCUCGGCGACUUUGAUAUUGAAACUUUUGCCUCUGCUCAGUUGUGAGGGAUUCAAACCAAAGCUGUGGUGCAGAGGCUGCCUCUUCUGGUAUAGUUCCCUUGGACAGUGGCAUUAGCAGUGUACUCAGUGUGAUUCCUACUCUGGUUACAUCCCAGUCUCAGAUUGGUCACAUUAAUUGCUUGUUUAGUGGUUUCCAGUACAGCAGAUGUCUGUUUUGUCAUCUUCCUCAGAUGGGUGAGAUCAGGGUUCUUUUUUAGCAGUUCUCCCCAUAAGGGACUGACUAGCACAAUGUUUAGGUCUCUUCAAGGGGGAAAUCCUUUCUUGCACAGAAUGCACACAAACUAAGCAGUGCUGUGCAGAAUGCAGUCUUUGGCUUGCCCUAUCACUGUCCUGUCUGUUGUCAGCAAGGCUGCCACAAAAGAGCAGAGACCUUCCCAGUUUGCUGUAGCCUGUUGCACAAGGCUCUAAUUCAUGCACUGGUGUUUAGGCUGAGCAGCAGAUGAGCACAGGUCUGCUUGGAAGGGAUGGGACAUGAUUAUUGCCUUUGUCAGGAGCCCACCGUUCCCCUGGCAUCUGUCUCCUGUAAUGCUGGGCAUUAAAGAUGCAUAAAGAGUCUUCUAGUGCAGCAAGGAAUAGUUGCUCUCCAGCCCUUUUUAGAGAUUCACUGGCCUUUCAGAGCCCCCAGUAAGUAAUAUACUGAGAUGGCCUUUGUGUACCCGCUGAAGCCCACUUGUUUCAGACUGACCUGGGAAACGUACUGCAAGACAGUGCACACCCGCAUUAGCAGCCUGCUAGUGCUGGAACCAGGUUUCAUGGAACUGCCUUGCCAGCAUGUGGUUCUUUGUUGUGCCAGUGCUUCCACAGUGUCCCUUUGUCCUGCGCUGCAGAUGCCACCUCCAUUGUCUUACAUCACCUGUUUCUUUUCAGCACCACUUCCUCUGUGCUAAUGACAUAUAUUAGCAGUGGCUGCCCUGUGUAGAAAAGGUUAGUAGAAGAGGGAUCAUCAUUUUAAGUCAUGUGUUGGCAUUAGCUCUGUAUUAUAAGGAAUAAUAUCUUCCUGUGCUCCAUAAAUCAUAGAAUCAUAGAGUGUUAAGGGGUUGGAAUGGACCUUAAAGAUCAUUUAAUCUGCACCCCCCCAACAUGGGCAGGGACACCUCCCACUGGACCAGGUUGCUCAAGGCCUUAUCCAGCCUGGCUUUGAACACUUCCGGGGCUGGGGCAUCCACAACCUCCCUGGGCAACCUGUUCCACUGUCUAAAUGCAGCAGAUGUCAUAGAAGCUACCAAGAAGCAGCAGCACGGGCAAUCCUAUUCUUUUUCAAAGACUAGAUUCUCCAGAAUUUCUGUUAUCCGAAGACCCACUGUACCAGGAAGUUGCAAAAUUUGCACUGUCUGACAAAGUUGCUGCUGCUGAAAUUCACAGUGAAGCAGGAAGCAGGUUUGUACAUGUGUGUUAUUACCAGCAUGAUCACAUUGGCCCUGAUGGGGGGGAGUGCUGUACGGCCAGGGUGGUCUCUGAAACUGCCUUUGGAACCAGAUGCCACUGUGCUUGCAAGUGCUGCCCUGAAAGCAGACAUGUCUGGACUCUGCAGGAUGUGUAAGGUCUGCAGUGAGAUGGGCAAGAUCAGAAGACAGCAAAAUAAAAUGUCACCAGAAUGUGGUU
Corapipo altera (White-ruffed manakin) is the source of this 3859-nucleotide messenger RNA. It is a transcript of the gene ZNF512, whose product is annotated as zinc finger protein 512. Gene Ontology annotation, molecular function: zinc ion binding. The record is from RefSeq and is a predicted model, not a curated record. NCBI's taxonomy places the organism in Eukaryota, Metazoa, Chordata, Aves, Passeriformes, Pipridae. Bases 300 to 2096 code for a protein of 598 amino acids. The transcript has 15 exons.